This is a messenger RNA of Morone saxatilis (striped sea-bass), 4383 nucleotides long. RefSeq names its product serine protease 12 (gene prss12). NCBI's taxonomy places the organism in Eukaryota, Metazoa, Chordata, Actinopteri, Moronidae. The transcript is spliced from 11 exons. Gene Ontology annotation, cellular component: membrane. Bases 121 to 2070 code for a protein of 649 amino acids. Gene Ontology annotation, biological process: proteolysis. The record is from RefSeq and is a predicted model, not a curated record. Gene Ontology annotation, molecular function: serine-type endopeptidase activity.
UCUCACUGUCGUCCCACGGCAGGGCGAUGAGGCUGGCUGAACACCGUCUCCUCAGCUGAUUGUGGAAGCUGCUGGUAAUAGAAGCCCCCGUAUUCAGCUGCACACGGUCAGAGACCUAACAUGAAUGUGGCGCAUCUUGCUCUCACAGCCGCACUUUUGGCUGCGAAUAGCGGCUUCGGUUACUCCAGCAGCCUCCCUUCAUUCAUCCUGCCGUUCACUGACUGCGUGCAGAGCCGUGGGAAAGACGGCUUCUACCGGGGAGCGAUAGACGUCACCGAGUCCGGCACUCGGUGCAUGAACUGGACCGAAGUGGCCGGCUUCAAGGAGCGCUACCCGGGGAAAGGAAUAGGAGAGCACAAUCACUGCCGCAACCCGGACGGCAGGAUCCGACCCUGGUGCUUUUUCAGGAACCACAGAGGCAGAGUGGACUGGGGGUACUGCGACUGUAAACAAGGUUCUGUGCGCCUGCAAGGAGGCCGCUCCAAGCUUGAUGGCAGGGUGGAAGUCUAUCUGGGAGGAGUGUGGGGGUCUGUCUGUAGCGAUGACUGGGGGGACGAAGACGCUGCAGUGGUUUGCAGACAGCUGGGCAAGGGGAUCUCAGGUAGUGCACGCGCAGUUCCUCUGUUUCGUCCCGGCAUGGCCAAGCUCCAUUGGAGGGCGGUCCAUUGUCAGGGAGAGGAGCCAGACCUGCUCCAGUGUCCUAAGACUACCUGGAAUGGAGGGGAGUGUUCUCUGGCUGCAGCCAUCACCUGCACCCAGCAGCCAGAGAUAGCUGCGCUCCCUAUACGGCUUGUGGGAGGUCGAUCACGAUCAGAGGGCACAGUCGAGGUCUUCCAUGCAGGGCAGUGGGGUUCCAUAUGUGACGACCAAUGGGAUGACAGUGAUGCAGAGGUGGUGUGUCGACAACUGGGGCUGAGCGGUGUGGCGAGGGCAUGGGGCCAGGCACAUUUUGGCAAGGGUUCAAGCCGUGUGUGGCUGGAUGAGGUGCGGUGCACAGGCAAUGAGCUCACUCUGGAGCAGUGUCCAAAAAGUGCUUGGGGGGAACACAACUGUCUGCACUCUGAGGAUGCAGGAGUGUCCUGCAACCCUCUCACAGAUGGUACUGUACGGUUGGUAGGGGGUGUAGGCAGUCAUGAGGGACGUUUAGAAGUCUUCUACCGUGGUCAGUGGGGAACAGUGUGUGAUGACGGCUGGAUAGACUCUAACACUCAAGUGGUGUGCCGACAACUUGGUUACAGAUUAGGUGAGACUCUGCUUUUUGAAGGACUAGACAUCACUCCAGUCCCACGGUUCGGGGUGGGGUCAGGUCCCAUUCUUUUGGAUGAUGUGAGUUGCACAGGGAAAGAGCCUAGCCUAUUGCUGUGCAACAGGAGGGAGUGGCUCCGUCAUGACUGCACACACCAUGAAGAUGUUAACAUCGCUUGUAGCCCUGAGCGCCAUGGAGACAGUCUUCCAACUAGUGUGCCAGUAAGGCUUGUGGGUGGAGAGAGCCCUAGGGAAGGCCGGGUGGAACUCUAUCUGUCUGGACAAUGGGGGACUGUGUGUGAUGACGGAUGGACUGAUCGUGACGCUGAAGUGGUGUGCCGACAGUUGGGAUACAGUGGGGUGGCCAAGUCCCGUGUGAUGGCGUACUUCGGGGAAGGGACAGGACCUAUCCACGUGGACAAUGUGAAGUGCAGCGGCGAGGAGCGUUCGUUAGCUGACUGCAUCAAACAGGCACCCGGCACGCACAACUGUCGCCACAGUGAGGACGCUGGGGUCAUCUGUGACUACGGUGAAUCGCAGCCCAUCUACAAAGAGGUCAAAGACCCCGUCAAGUCAAUUUGUGGUCUGCGGCUCAAACACACUCGCCAGCGCAGAAUCAUAGGAGGAGAAAACUCUCUGAGGGGAGGCUGGCCAUGGCAAGCUGCGAUUCGUUUGCGAGGAUCUCGAGGAGACGGAAGAUUGGUGUGUGGAGCGACUCUCAUUGACACCUGCUGGGUCCUCACCUCGGCACACUGCUUCAAGAGGUCAAACACACAUACACCCACGAUUAUCUACUCACACACGUUCAGUAGUCCGUACUACUGAACAGCUUAAAAGGUUUUAUGACGCAAACCGAGGGGAAAUAUUUGUUGCACAGCCAGCCAGGAAAUAAUAACAUUCCUUCACUUAUCUGUUUACUCAAUAGGCAUGCGUCUUAAAUGUCAAUCGCAUGUCCACAAUGCUGGUCAGUCUACAUUGCUUCGUAUCAACGACUGUGACAGUCUUUUGAGGGAGUGGUCACAUUCUGUUUGUGAGUAAUUGAAAAUCACAUUCCAUAUUAUAUGCAGGGCAAACAAACAAUAUUAAAAUGUGCUCCAAAAACAUGCAACCCACACUCAAUACAGUGAGAAAAAAAAUAUGCAAAUAAAACAGCAAGUAUUAAAUUAAAACACGCAAUGAGACAGUGCUCUAAACCAAGUGUGAAAUACACUGCAAACACCACUGCCUUUCACACUGUGUGUUUAGAUUUUCUGCAUAUGUUCGAGUUCUAACAUUUAUCUUUAUUCAUGGGAAUGAGGACGUAUUCAUGAAAACAUUUGCCUGCGCCUGUAGCUUGAGCUACACCCGAACCCCGCAACCUAUUUACUUCCUCAGUAUAUUUAAGUCUGACAGAGAGAACCACAACAAUGUGAGCAGUAUAAUCAGUAGUGGUUUGGCUGUGGUGCAGAUGGCAGGGAGACAGACAGAGUUACUUCAUCUCAACUUCAUCUGGUCUGGUGGCCUCCACAUGGCAGGACCAACAUGAAAUCAUCACCUAAUGCAUAUAGCAGAGAAGGCAGCGGAAAGACUUUUGCAAAAAAAGAAAAGAAAAGAAACUGAACAGAGACUUAGCCAAUUUGUGAAGAACUGAAAAAGUUAAAUGUUGUGAGGGCACUGACCCUAAGUCUGCAUUUGAUAUUUAUACAGUACAUGUAAGGUUGUCUGGCUGUAAUUUAAAGAUAAUAUAUGUUGGUUGCAGUACCAGGGAUUAGUUCCAAUGUUUGGGUUUGGUAGGAAAACCAGAACUUUUUACAGACUCCAGCAGUUCCACCACUGUAAAUCUUGAUGUUUCCACAUUAAAGAAAGGAAGAGGUCAUUCACUAAAUCCUUUCCACUACCAUUUCUCAAGUAAUUCCCAGGCCAUCUCCACUACCAGUUUUACUCCUAAUAGAGGAACCUCUCCUCUGUGAUGUGAGUCUUACAUCCUUUUCUUUUAAAUCAAGCACAAAGGAAACACUUGGGACGUAGCAAUCAGGACUUGUACAACUGAUUUAUGUAAACAGUAUGAUAAGUUGUACCAGUGUACUUGCAAAUUGACUCUCUGCUGUCAUUUAAAACCACACAAUAGGCAUUAUACUAGCUGUAAUUGUUGCCAUCAAAUAUGACACUGUCUUAUUGUUCAACAGAUUGUUAUUGUGGCUGUGUCAUGGCUUGUGUAAAACUAUUAUAUGUUGGGUUGUGGUCACCUGCCUACUGCCUCACUGUUUGCUUUUUAUAUGUCAAUAGGAUUCAUUCAAUUUGAUUCAUUGUAGCUUGUGGAUUUCAUUUGUCAGUGCCAGAGGAAUGUCAUUCCUGCAUUAGCUGCUGACUGCUGCAGGUUGGCACAUGAUACAGAACAAAUUACUAAUAGUAUUAGUAGUCAAUUCUUUCUGAUAGGUGUUUACUCUUGCUCAAAGGAUAAUGUAACCUCACACAAAAAUAUUACAGAAAUUAUAAAAGGUAUUUUUAGUUGUAAGUAGGAUAUUUAUUAUCAUAGAUAUCACAAGCAGACAAGAAAGGUCAGAUACUACCAAAUAUUGCCUGAUCACAUAUCAGCCUUCAGUGCUCCAGCCUGUUAGCUCCAGCUAUGACAGCUUUGAAAAGUAAUUUGCUGCAUGCAGGCCAAGAUAGGGACUUCCGACUUUACAGUGUCACCUUUCGUAUAUGGUGACCAAAAUAGGGUACUCACACAAGCACACACAUAGCAACAAACAAACAAAUACACAAAUGCAGUCAUGCAAUACACAGAAAAUACAUACACAAGCUGGCAUACCCAAUCCUGCACACAAACCCAGAUUAUUUUUGAAUGACGUGUUAAGGUGCAACUACCAAAUGUAACUAAUAUGAUCAUAUUACCUUGUCUCUUACACUACCAUUACUGAUUAGUGGUCACAUGCUGCCAACAUAUUCUAUAUCUAUUUAUACCUUGUAGCUGUACAGCUGGGAGCUUGCCAACAGUAACAAAACUCCAGCAGACUUUGAAUUGCUUUUUACAACAACAACAUGUGAAAAGUAACUUAGGUGUCACAUUCACACUCCAUUCUAUUCCUAAGAUUUUGUCUUUAGCACAGGAUCAAGCCUGGUAGUUGUGAAUCACACUAGCUCCAAACGUGUGUGUGU